Molecule: messenger RNA, 324 nt
Organism: Phytophthora sojae
Lineage: Eukaryota; Oomycota; Peronosporomycetes; Peronosporales; Peronosporaceae
Exons: 2
Source: RefSeq, a predicted model, not a curated record
AUGAUUGCUGAAUUUGUGCAACACGAAGGCAACCAAUGUCUUCUUAUACAAGAUGACUGGGAUCUCACGGUAGGUAUUGUCGUUCAGAGCGCCGCUCAGAGAGAGAUUUUUGCUCGAUGGGGAGAUACACUCGUUCUAGACUGGACGCACAACACUAACAACGCAGGCUUUUAUUUAGGUACGGAUCAUCAAUUUAUACUACUGACAGGGAGUCUCAUAGUGACGGUGCCAAGUGACCGGGGGAUAUCUGUGCUGGAUUUCCUGUGCGUCAAUCAGCAGAAGGAAACAUUGCAGGAAGUAUUCAAGUACUUCAAGAAGACAAAC